AUGGUGCCAUCUAUUGGUUUAAUUAUAGCAAUUUUUAUGACUGACGAAAAGCGUCCAUUUACCAUUUGUGAAAUGUAUCAAACUAUGUAUUUUGAUGAACACUUUCAAGCCUUUAAUUUACAUAAGUUGGUUAGCGUAACCACUGACGGAGCAAGAAAUAUGACAGGCAAAAAUAUUGGAUUGCAGGCUAUUAUUAUUAAUGAAAUGAAAUUAAAAGAAUUGUCACCACCGCUAUUUUUUCAUUGCAUUAUUCAUCAGCAUGCACUUUGCGCCAAAAUUAUGUCGUGGGAUUCAAUAAUGAAAGAAGUAGUAUCUAUUAUCAAUUUUAUACAAAACAAUGGACUGAAUCAUGGACAAUUUCAAAGUUUUUUUAUUGAAAUUAAUACAGAAUAUGGCGAUGUAUUGUACUACACCGCAGUUGAUGAAAAAGGAAAGGACGCUUCCAUGCUUGGAAAUCAAACUUGGAUUUCUGAACUGGCUUUUUGUGUUGACAUAUUGAAGUAUAUAAAUGAAAUCAACAUAAAACUACAAGAUAAAAAUCAACUUAUUCCUGAUAUGUGGUUUAAUAUUGAUGUUGAAGAUAUACCUGUUGAGCUUCAAAUGGAAAUAGUAGAUUUGCAGCCACAAGAUAUCUUAAAAGACUCAUUCAAAGCAUCGCCUUUACUUUUUUUCGCUGAACUUCCUGCAUCAUUUUCAAAAAUUAAAAAUAUAGCUGCGAAAUACUUCAGUAUGUUUGGAUCCACUUACGUAUAUGAACAGGCCUUUUCUCAUAUGAAAAAAAUUAAAAACCCAUACCGUUCACCGUUCUUUAACAUGAUCAUCUCCACCAUGUACUUAGAGCCAGCACAAGUAUCGAAGGAGGAAUCAAUAUGGGAUAUGGAAAAUAAGUUAUACCAUGAUAAAAAUGCCAAACAUGUGAGUUGGACCAAGGUGGCCAGAGCUUCUAUUAAAGACUUCGACGGACGAGCUUGA
This is a messenger RNA of Myzus persicae (green peach aphid), 972 nucleotides long. Its product is annotated as zinc finger MYM-type protein 6-like. The coding region runs from base 1 to 972 and encodes 323 amino acids. The record is from RefSeq and is a predicted model, not a curated record. Lineage: Eukaryota; Metazoa; Arthropoda; Insecta; Hemiptera; Aphididae. The transcript is spliced from 6 exons.